This is a messenger RNA of Myripristis murdjan (pinecone soldierfish), 2516 nucleotides long. It is a transcript of the gene ndc80, whose product is annotated as NDC80 kinetochore complex component. Gene Ontology annotation, cellular component: Ndc80 complex. The record is from RefSeq and is a predicted model, not a curated record. NCBI's taxonomy places the organism in Eukaryota, Metazoa, Chordata, Actinopteri, Holocentriformes, Holocentridae. Bases 115 to 2037 code for a protein of 640 amino acids. Gene Ontology annotation, biological process: attachment of mitotic spindle microtubules to kinetochore. The transcript is spliced from 17 exons.
CGUAGACCGUAGCUCGUUUGAACGUCACCAGCGUCGGUUGGACUGAAAGGUUUGGCGGUUUUUAUGAGUGUCGGCUGUGCGGUAUAUAAAACAUUACUUUGCAGCUAGGGGGAAAUGGACCGAGGAAGAAUGAGCCGAGCGUCUAGCAGACUGUCGGAGCUGCCUAUGCGGGUGGCAGACAGCAACAGGAUGAGCAUGGUGUAUACAACACCUCAGAGUAAACAGCCUUCAUUUGGAAAACUCAACAUACCCAAACCUCAGUCUGUGACCUCUGAAAGGAGGACCAGCUUCUUUGGUGCCCGGACCAGCGGAGCUGGCUUGCCUCGCAACAGCACCUUGGGAGGGUUUGGAGGAGCUGAGAAGAUCAAAGAUGUUAGACCUCUGCACGAUAAGGCCUUUGUUCAGCAGUGUAUCAGACAGCUGCAUGAGUUCCUGACAGAGAAAGGCUUUCCUGGAUCUGUAUCAACCAAAACCCUUCAGUCUCCCUCAAGUAAGGAGUUCCUUAAGAUGUUUGAGUUCAUCUACAGCCAACUGGACCCAACCUUUCAAAUGCCAACCUCAAAAGUAGAGGAGGAGGUACCACGUAUCCUGAAAGACCUUGGGUAUCCGUUUGCUCUCUCGAAGAGCUCAAUGUACUCUGUUGGAGCUCCACAUACCUGGCCACAAGUGCUGGGGUCUCUCAUCUGGCUAAUUGACACUGUCAAGAUCUACUGGUAUAUGAGUAAGCAGGAGCUGCUGUUCAGUGAUUUCUCUGAAGACAUCAGCAUCGAGGAAGGGGCAGAAUAUAACAAGCUCUUCCUAGACUACACAGCUGAGACGUAUUCCAAGUUCAUGCAGGGAGCUGACACAUUUGAAGAUGAGGAUGAGGCAUACCUUGCUAAAUUAAAGAAGCUUUACAAUGUUGAUGAGGCCCUGCUGGCUUCAAUGGAGGAGAAGCACGGAAUACUAAGUGAUGAAGUGGAACGACUGGAGAAGGAGAGCCAAACGGACCGUCUGAUGUCGAAGAGGAUGGACAAGGUGAGGCUGCAGACAGACCUCAAGAAGCUCCAGCUUUUUCGUAGCAAUGUGGAGUCCUUCAAAGCCAACCUGGAGAGCAAAUGUUCAGAACUGAACGAAGAGCUGGAGUCCACUGCCCAGCAUCUGGAGUCUCUGAAACAGGAGCAAGACAGACUGCAGCACCUCCUGCAGAACCAGAAGUUCACUCCAGCUGAUGUAGAACGGAUAAACAGGGAGAAGAAGGAACUCCAACAGACCAUCUCCAGUCUCACCAAGUCCCUUGAGGAAGCAGAGCAGCAUAUGUGGAAUGAAGAGACCGCUGUGAGCAAAGAGAAAGAAAAGGCGGCACUGAAGCUAGUAGAGUAUAACAAGCUGGCACGCAAGUUAAAGCUGAUACCAAUGUCUGCAGAGAACGCCUGCGGGCAUGAUUUUGAAAUCAGGACCAUCUCAGAUUAUGGACCCAGCACCAUGGUUCAGUAUAAAACACAGAUACAGAUGCCCCUGAGCAAGCUGAUCAGUAAUGUGGAGGAAGAGAACAGUCGACUGACCAACAUGAAGCUCAGUCUGGAGGAGUCUGUUGAGCAGGUGAAUUCAAACAUCUUGGACAAGUCCAAUGACCUCAAGCAGCUGAGAGAGCAGAUUCGCAGGCUGGAUGAACAGUUGGAGCAUGACAUGCAGGAACUAGCACAUGAGGAACAGAAGUGGGCAGCUGAGGUGGAGUCAGUGGAAAACCACCAAAAGCUUCUACAAAAGAAGGUGAACCAAGGUUACGAUGAGGCCAUGCAACAACUGAAGGCAGCGCAGCAACAGUACCACCUUGUGCUGCAGGAGACCAAGGAGGAGAGGCGAACAGUAGCUAACAACCUUGCGUCGGUCUUCACCACUGCCACUAACCACUUGACGAUUGCGGAGAAGUUUCUGGAGGAUCUGCACAGCAGGGUGCAGCGUGUCUGCGCCAAGGCAACAGAGGAGGAUGAGGCUGCUCUGCAGAAGCUCCGGGAAAUGAUGAAGACCUUCACGUCCAAAGCAAACUGUCAAUAAGUGGUGUCCCUGUGAUGGAGGAUUUUAGGGGUUAUGAAAGCUUAUGUGAACCUCCUUGUAUAUUUUUAGGCUAUUUUCUUUUUGGAAAAACACAAGAAAACAGCAUUUGGAAUAAGACAAUGUUGCUUCCUAUUUGGCAACUAUAUCACUCCUCUUUUGGCUUCAUUGGUGUCCUUACUGGACUGAAGUCAUUCCUUUCCCACUUUUCACUCUCUCAAAGGACUGAGUUGCUCAUUUCUACUCUUAUUGUAUUAUAGUUCAACAUGAUGUAAAAAAAAAAAAAAAAAAGCAGGAUAACUUACUAAACUGUUAGUAUUUUUGAAAAGGAUAUAAAUUAAGUUCAAAAACCUACAUGAAGUGGAAAUGUCUCCUUUUUUAACCUUAUAUUUUAAGACAUGUCCAGGUGCUCCAACAUUUUUCCUGUUAGCUUUGAGUUUAAAAAAAAAAAAAAAAUGUAUACUUUAUUUGCAUAAAGACCA